AUGAAGUUCCUCAAGGUCGGCCGCGUCGCCAUCAUCACCCACGGCCGCUACGCCGGUAAGAAGGUCGUCAUCAUCCAGCCUGUUGACUCCGGUAACAAGGCCCACCCCUUCGGCCAUGCCCUCGUCGCCGGCAUCGAACGCUACCCCUCCAAGAUCACUCGACGAAUGUCGAAGACGAGACAGGAGAAGCGCAACAAGAUCAAGCCCUUUGUCAAGCUGGUCAACUACAACCAUCUGAUGCCCACCCGCUACACUUUGGAGCUCGAAGGUCUCAAGGGCGUCGUCAGCAACGACACCUUCAAGGAGGUCACCCAGCGUGAGGACGCCAAGAAGACGGUGAAGAAGGUUCUGGAGGAGCGUUACACGAGCGGCAAGAACCGGUGGUUCUUCACGCCUCUGAGAUUUUAA
Colletotrichum graminicola M1.001 is the source of this 408-nucleotide messenger RNA. RefSeq names its product ribosomal L27e family protein. Bases 1 to 408 code for a protein of 135 amino acids. Lineage: Eukaryota; Fungi; Ascomycota; Sordariomycetes; Glomerellales; Glomerellaceae. The record is from RefSeq and is a predicted model, not a curated record. Gene Ontology annotation, molecular function: structural constituent of ribosome. Gene Ontology annotation, cellular component: cytosolic large ribosomal subunit; ribosome. Gene Ontology annotation, biological process: translation. The transcript has 3 exons.